Daldinia vernicosa is the source of this 1426-nucleotide messenger RNA. RefSeq lists its product as uncharacterized. The transcript has a single exon. Lineage: Eukaryota; Fungi; Ascomycota; Sordariomycetes; Xylariales; Hypoxylaceae. The record is from RefSeq and is a predicted model, not a curated record. The coding region runs from base 397 to 1263 and encodes 288 amino acids.
GUACUGAAGUACUGAAGUAACGUACUGUUCUGUAGGUACCUUACAUAUAAAUUAGGGGGCGAGUGGGUAGCCUGCCUAGGUAGGUACCUAAAGAUAUAUGAUUUCAAGGUCUCCACAUUUUAGUUUGUACAGUACAAACAGUAAACUCUCUCAACUUUAUUUCGACUUCAUUCAAAAUUUUUGGAAGGAACUCAGGGUGUAAUCCACGUCACCUAAAUACGAUAAGGCACGAUAAGGGCCGUAAUGUGUGCUAUAUAAGUAGGGUCUGCAAGGCUACCAGACUUAGAAUAAUCAACGCACUUUUCAACCGAUUGACCAGUCUACAAAAGUCUUCAAAAUCUAAGUCCUCAGGUUACCCGUGCCUCUUAUAUUCGAUUACGCCAAUAAAUUUCCGAGAUGAGCGAUUUUCUGACAACGGGAGAGGCGCAUGAGCGUGAGACGCGUGAGGCGUUAGAUAAGCGUCAACCUUUAGUUGAUGAAUUUCUCCAAGAGCUAGACGGGGCCGGACCGCCUUCCGAUCGGACAGAGUGCGAGAGGGAAAUGGAGAAAAUCAUUGAAAGAAGGCGCCGCAUCGACAGAGAUCUCAAGAAGAAGCGGAAAGUCCUCGAGAAGCGGGCGGCUGCGGCAAACGAAUUUAUCGACAGCAUGAAGGACGACUCUGGCCGGAUCGAACGCGAGAGGCUGCUCACCCACUUGGAGAAUCUAGAUCAGUCCAUCUUCCAGCAUGCUCUUCUUGUGGUGGCUGCGCAUGAGAAGGACCCGAGUUUCAUCCGUAAUCUAUCGGCGGGACAUCGGGAGGCACUCAGCAUCCUUGAUCACAGGUCUGUCGAAGACCAUCUGUCUGAUGAGAUCUCACAGAAGAAAAAGGCGUUGGAGGAGGCGUCGGUCGAGUUGGCGAAGCAGAAGCAAGAGCUAGCAGAAAAGGAUAGGGAACUGAUGAAAAAGACAGACGAAUUAAAGACCGCCCGAGCCGAAGUCGUGGCACUCAAAGCACAAAUAGGCGAGAAAGACGAGUCGAUUUUAGGGUUGAAGGCAAGUAAGAAUAAAGCAAACGACCUCGCCAACGAUCUAUUCGACCAGAUAACGAGAAAAACCGGCGAAGCCGUCGCACUGACGAGCAAACUCGACCAAGCGGAGCACCGCCUAUCAGAGCUGAACAAGCGCAUUCCCCAGCUAGAAGAUCAUAUCAAAGAUAGGGAGCUUCGGCUGGCCAAGUUCUUCGCUGCGCAGUCCAGCUGCGAGGGCAACGACUACGGCGGCUAGGUGCCGUUCGCCCGUGUUGUCGCUGAGGCUGAUAGCGUCGUAGGAUCGGAUCCGCCGACGACUCUUCCGUGGGUGCUACUCGAAACUUGGCGAGAAGACACAGAGCAGCAGCUUAGCGAAUAUUCCCAUCCUUCCGACGUGAUCCUUAUGGCCUGCAAGCUAU